UGCAAAGUAAGUAUUCUUUUAACCAUGGUGGGGCUGGUCGCGGUACUUCAAGAAGAAGGGGUCGAGGAUCUCCAAUGGCAGAACUUGAAGAGUCGGCCAGACAGGAAAGAAGGGAAGAGGAAUAUUCAGAAAUGAUGAAUGUAUGUGAACACUGUGUAGCCUUGCAAAACAAUAUGAUCUUGCCAUCACCGUAUUUUCAAGUUCUUUCAGGUCUUCCACCACCCAUAAAUAAUCAUCAAGGUUUCAAUAUUCAGGUACGUUCAAAUCUUCCACCACCAAGAAAUAACCCUCAGGAUUUCAAUAUUCAAGUACGUUCAAGUCUUCCGCCACCCAAUCCUCAGGGUUUCAAUAUUCAAGUACGUUCAAAUCUUCCACCACCCAGAAAUAACCCUCAGAGUUUCAAUAUUUCAAAUCUUCCACCAUCCAUAAAUAACCCUCAGGGUUUGAAUAUUCAAGUUUUUUCAAGUGUUCCACCACCCACAAAUAACCCUCAAGGUUUCAAUGGCAACAGGCCCUCCUACAGCCAAGUUUUGCUUACUAGCCAAGUUGGGAAUGUGCAACCUAGCCAAGUUAUCAAUGAGCAACCUAGCAAAGUUGGUUAUGUUCAACUUGGCCAAGUGAGGAAUGCGCAACCUAGCCAAGUGAGAAAUGUGCAACCUGGCCAAGUGAGAAAUGUGCAACCUGGUCAAGUUACUCAAGGUAGAAUGAGGUCACAACAACCUUCAGAAUCAAAUAGACAACUUCCUGUACCUUUCUAUGACUUCUUAGGAGUGGAGAAUUCGGAGCAGGUCACAGAUCCUCGUGAGAGACGUGAAGAAGGAAAAUGA
This is a messenger RNA of Vigna umbellata (rice bean), 827 nucleotides long. Lineage: Eukaryota; Viridiplantae; Streptophyta; Magnoliopsida; Fabales; Fabaceae. The record is from RefSeq and is a predicted model, not a curated record.